AUGAAGAACAAGCACGCCGGCGGCAAGGGCGGUCAGAACAAGCACCAGGACCAGAAGCCCGGCCCGCCCGACGGCAUCGUGCGCGCGAAGAAGACGGCCGGCACCCCGCCCUCGACCAAGACGAUCGUGCAGAACAAGGUCGCCCGCCUGCUCGAGAAGCGCAAGAGGGACAAGAACAAGAAGUACACCGACGAGGAGCUCGGCCUGCCCAAGCUCAACAUGAUCACGCCCGUGGGCGUGGAGAAGCCCAAGGGCAAGAAGAAGGGCAAGAUCUUUGUGGACGACCGGGAGAGCAUGAGCACGAUUCUUUCCAUCGUCCAGGCUGAGAAGGAGGGCCAGAUCGAGUCCAAGAUGAUCAAGGCGCGCCAGAUGGAGGAGAUCCGCGAGGCGAGGAGGCUAGAGGAGGAGAAGAAGGUCGAGGAGCGCAGGGCGAAACUCGAGGACGUCAAGGACGGCCUGCGCAAGAAGAGGAAGCGCAGCAACAAGAACACGGGUGCCGACGAGGACAAAGUCAGCGAGUUGGCAGCGGCGGGCACCCGCGCCACCAAGCCCAAGUCGAAGAAGCGCGUCUCCUUCGCCGGCUGAAUGGCGCCUGUCAGCAGAGGGAUGGGUUUCGCAAACUGUAGUAUGCAUCAUGUUCGGCGUUCAGGCGGGGUCGGAAAACAAUUAUCUUCUUGUGGCUUUUAAGACUCGGGCAUGGCGUUGUCGCAGAUGCCAUGACGAGUGGCGGGUUGGUGGCGCGAGGUCCUGCAGGGGACCCCAAGACGCGAGCAAUGGAGACGAAAUACCCAAAGCCCAACAAUGGUCUUGUUUUGUUCGUGAUUCUUGCACCUUCAUCUCGGCUUUUACGGUCCUAAAGAAAUUGAAAUCUAAC
This is a messenger RNA of Verticillium alfalfae VaMs.102, 874 nucleotides long. RefSeq names its product 60S ribosomal subunit assembly/export protein LOC1. The record is from RefSeq and is a predicted model, not a curated record. The coding region runs from base 1 to 585 and encodes 194 amino acids. Lineage: Eukaryota; Fungi; Ascomycota; Sordariomycetes; Glomerellales; Plectosphaerellaceae. The transcript is spliced from 2 exons. Gene Ontology annotation, biological process: ribosomal large subunit biogenesis; intracellular mRNA localization. Gene Ontology annotation, cellular component: nucleolus; preribosome, large subunit precursor. Gene Ontology annotation, molecular function: mRNA binding.